CGCCGCGAUCAACGAAAAUUGAAGGAAAGUAGUGUUAAAUCUUUUUUCAUUGAGAAGUUUAAGCGGUGAUUGUAUGAAUAGCUUCUAUUCGAGUUUAAAAGUUAUGGGUUUGUUUUGUUUUGUAAGAUGUAUCAUUGGGCCAAGAUUAUUCCGAAUUAACGCCGUUGACGGCAAAGAGGGAAGAAUUUAUGAUCCAAACAUCUUAGAAGCAUGGAGUGAUUAUAUUAUUAAAUCAUUAACACUGGCAUGGGGCCUAGGGGUUUACUCCUCACCUGCUAUAGCAGCUAUUCUGUAUAGAAAAGGAUAUUUUACAGUAGAUGGAAUAUCAAGCUUAGGUCGACUUGUUUCCUUAGUUGGAGUCACUCUUCUGGGAACUAUAUUCUUUAGAGGUUUAGGAAGAUACAUGAACUAUGAUUAUGUCACUUUUUUGAAUGUAUUGGAAUCAGAAAAGAGCAACAUUAACAAAGUAAUAAAGACUGGAUUAAGAAGAUAUGAUUUUGAGUUCCAUGACUGGCCUGUGUCAUUCAGAUGGAAUGAUGUUGAAGGUGACAAAAGCAAGCCUCCAAUAUUUGUGGAAAAACCAUCAUCUAGAAGCUCAAUUUUCAUGACGUUAGGUGCAAUUCCUUGUGAAAUUUUAAGCUACAUAGCCAUCCAUACUUUUGGUCGCAGACUGAUUUAUCCAGGAACUGUAAAACUUCUCCAAGCAGCCGUUGUUAACAGAAUUUUCCACCUCUGUUUUCAGUAUGGAGCAGAGAGGUUCAAAUUAAUUACACGCGAUGGAAAUGCAAUAGAUUCUGUUUUUGUAGAUAGAAGAAGCAAAAAAGAAUUUCCUAAUGGGGAAACAUUAGUUAUAUGCUGUGAAGGAAAUGCAGGCUUCUAUGAAUAUGGAGCUAUGGCGACUCCCCUUGAGGCAGGGUACUCUGUCCUUGGUUGGAAUCAUCCUGGUUUUGGGGGAAGCACCGGAGUGCCUUUUCCUAGCCAAGAAACCAAUGCUAUUGAUGUAGUUAUUCAAUUUGCUAUUCAUCGCUUUGGGUUUAUGCCCGAAAAUAUCAUGAUCUAUGCCUGGUCUAUAGGUGGGUUUCCUGCCUCUUGGGCAGCAAUGAAUUAUCCAGAUAUCAAGGGUUUGAUACUGGAUGCUACAUUUGAUGACAUACUUCCCUUAGCCAAAGCCAGAAUGCCACCUAGUUGGGGUCCAUUAGUUGGAAGAACAAUUAGGAACUACAUGAACUUAAAUAAUGCAGAACAGGUUAUCAGGUAUCCAGGACCAUUCCUCUUAAUUCGUCGGGUUCGUGAUGAAAUGAUUUGUACAAGUGAUAGUAGUCCUCUUCAGACCAAUAGGGGCAAUGAUCUCUUAUCAAAGGUUCUCCAGUAUAGGUAUCCAAAAUUAAUAACUCCAGAGACACGUUGGGCUUUGGAAGCUUCAUUGACACUUGACAAAGAUAGUUUGAUAACACUUUGGCAUCAGUAUGAGGUAGACGAAGACAUUUGUGCUGCAACAGUUAGAUCUUAUAUUGAAGAAAAGUCUGCUUCCUUCCCCAUGUCUAUAGGUGACGAUAUGACGAUGGAACAGAAAUUACAACUCAUGUUUUACUUGGUUCAAAAGCACAUGGUUGAUUUUGACUCCACCCAUUGCACGCCUUUACCAGUAGAAUUAUUCCAACAACCUUGGGAUCCUGAAGCACUGUUGAAUCAGACUGAAUCGAGUGAUGAUCAAGAAAAGAUAAAAGAAUAAGCUACCAUCAUUAAAUCAGAGACAUUAUAAAAUAGAAAAAAAAAGAAGUUUACAUCAAGAGUAAGGCCAGUGGAAUAUAUUGUGCAUGUUUUAGAUUUCUUUGUGACAGGAAGUAUUUAAUAUUUUUCUUAACAAUGAGUAAAUGCUGGAAAACAUACAGAAACGUUUUUCUCUUGUUCCAUUAUUUAUUUGGUGUCUUAAAUUCACUAAAUUGAACUAUUUUUUUCUCUGUGAAGAUUCUUUUGUGUGCGUGUGGUGGGGGGGUGACUUAUUAAAAUCCAAAAUUUUUAUAUUUUUUAAAGCAAGAAUAUGUUUAUCCAUACUUAAAGUACAGAGAAAUAAAUGUUUUGUCAUCCUCAGUAUUUGAUUCUGUUUGCUUAGAACUUAAAAAAAUUAACUCUCAAAAUCACUUUGAUUGAAGCUAGUUAGGUUUAAUGAGUUGAAAAGAUCUGAAUAUUUGCUUUUAUUUGGCAGGAGACGAAAAAUUCAAAAACUGUGGGUUUCCGCAUAUUUUAUUUCCUGUUAACAAGUUAUUUUAACAACGUAAAAAGCUUUAAAAGAUGGUAUUUGAGUAACUUUGAUGGUAAAAUAUUUUAAAUCACAUGUUUUGUUUUGUCUUAAAUUUAGUAACAUAAAUCCUGAGUCAGAUGAUAAAAAUAAUUAUGGUUAAUGAUUUAUUAAACUCUCUACUAAUGAAAAAUAAUUGCCGUUCACUUUUCCAAACACUAAUUUAAAAUGAUAAUGUUUUAACCUUGACUUUAAGUUAACAUAUCUUUCAAUUUCUGAUAAUCUUUAACAUCUAAGUAAAAAUGUAUUUUAGGUUUAGGUUUCAUAUAAAAUAAUUUUUUUUUUCAAUCAUAAGGAAAAAUUAAGAACCUUUACACUUUAAACAGCAAAUUUGAUGACAGACCAAAGAUACCACUAAAAGAGCAUUAAAGAAAAAUACAAAAGCAUGGACUUUUGUGUACUGAUACAAAUUUAGAUUAUAGCAUUUUGUUGAAAUUCGUUUUAAUAUGUUUGAGUAUAUGUAGAUAUUAUGUUUGUGAUGAUAAUUUGAUUUUUUUCCUUUUGUAAUAUUAUUGAAAUAGUUCUUAAAUUUUUUUAAACACAAGUAAAGAGUUCAAUAUGUCUGAUGAAAUUUUCUCUAAUUAUAUCACAGUUUAAUUUCUUUUGGUAACUAUUUGUGAACCUGUACUUUAUUAAACUUGAUUUAGCUAUUAAUUACAUAUAGUAUUCUUGUGUGAUUGACUGCUUUAGGCAUAAUGAUUGAAUCGUUACUUCAUUACAGUAAUGUAUAUUUUAUAAUCUUGAACACACUGAACAUCUCAUUCUCAUCAUGGAUUGUGUCCUUUUUAACCCCUUUCAUGAUUUGCUCACCCAAAAUAACGUGGGCUUCCUCCACGUUUCAAAAAAUAUUUGUCUAAGUUCGUUCAGGCAAGCCAUUGGUUACCGUAUUUUUAAUUGUUUGCCCAAAUUUAUGUUCAUUCUAUCGUGUAUUAUAAUCGGUUAUCAAAAAGCAAAAUAAAAUAAACAUCUGCCUUUUAUUUAAAGUAACACUGACUCUUAAAACUGGGUUAAUUUACAUGCUGAGGAAACAUUGUUAAACACUUAUUAUAACGUGCGAAACAAAAGUUUGUCGCAAUCUCUAAAAGUACACUUUCAGUCAUAUAUAUAUAUGUCAUAAACAUAAUUAAUGUGGCAGGGAUAAAGAAAUACAUAAAAUAAACUGUUUUAACACCUUAACUUUACUUAGGAAUGAUAAAAACGUGUGAAAAUUGAUACACGUGCUUUUUUGUGAACAUCCUCAUAGCUCGAAUUAAAAACUUUGCAAAUUUCGUGCAAUGUUAACAAACUAUAGGCAAUUAUUGGAAAGUAGACUCAUAGAUAACAAAACAAUUUUUAAAAAUUCAAGCUAUGUAAGAGUGUAAUAUCAACAAGUGUGUUAAAUUUCAUGCUGAUAUUGGCUUUAGUGGUGAAGUUAUCAUUCUAAUAAAUUGGUGUGUAUCAAUCUUUGCACUUUCAUAGAUUGUGACAUGAUACUUUUAUUUUGCACUCAACUUGAAGGUUAUAAGAAGUGUUUCCUCGGCAUGUAAAUUAACCCAGUUUUAAGGGUCAGUGUUACCUUAAGUUCAUUUCCAAGAAAAACCUGACAAGGAAGGGGUUAAAAUGCUGUGAGUCAUCUUUGUUGUUCAAGGGUUUGGAGAAUUAAUUUUCAAGAUAUUUCAACUUUCUGUCGGUUUCCAGCAUUUUCAUUGUAUUAUAUAGAAAAGAAAAAAAAAUGGUUCUUUAAAAUACCUAAAUGAUUAAUCAUUUGUAUUUUUUUUUUUUUUUUUUUAUAAGGUACACAUUUUUGUUUGGCUUUUGAAGUUGGAUUCAUCGAGUGUAUCUAAACCUCUCGGUUUUCUUGCCGUUUAUGAUAUGCAAGGGUUUAUCAUAAAGUGUUUAAAAAACUAAGUAUACACUGCUGUUUGUAUAGACAAUUUUCUUAACAGAUUGAAACAAAUCUAGAUUUAAUUGAAUGAUAUUAAAACAUCUGGCCAAACAUUGAAUAAUUUUAAUUUAUGAUGCCUCCUAAUAAGCCUUCUCGUCUGAGCUUUCUCACUUUGCUAAGCUCUUUAUAAUAAAUGGUGCAGUGUUUAAGCAUAUUUGUCUGUCCUACAUAAAGCUGCUUUAGAAUUGAUUAUGAGGUGACUGUGUUAUUCCUUUAUAAUGUUUAGUAUUGUAUACAUUUUGUAAUAUUAGAGUAUGUGACUUUGAAGGUUUGAUUAAAAAAAAAUGGUAUGAGCCAGAUGCAGCCCAAUGGUUAGUGUGUGGACUGUGGAUUCGAGAUUCUGUGGUUGUGCUUCACAUUCUGGGGCUGGGGGUGUGUGUGUGUGUUAUAAGUGUAAUUGUCAAAUCCUACUGUUAAGUUAGAGUAGGCCAUGACUGUCAGUGGGUUGGGUUGACUAGCUGCUUUCCCUCUAAUCUAUCACUUCUAAAUUAGGGACAGCUAGUUCAGAUAGGCUUUGAGUAGCUUUGUGGGUGUAAGCAUAAGUAAAUGCUGGAUAUUUUUUAAAUGUGGUAAAGUAUAAAAAGAGAAACUUCUAGCAGAGGUGCUGUGGGACCAUUGGAUAUUAUCAGUUCAUUACAUCUCUCCUUACUUGUCUAAUUAGUGUAAAAACAAUGUAAGAUUCAGUGACGUCAAUCAAACUAACAGCACAGUUUCUAUGAAGAAGACUUGUGAUUAUAUCUGACCUUCUGAUGUAGGUGCUUUCAGUUCCUUACAUAAACUGAAACCUUGAAUGGUCAUUGGUAAGUCACAGUUUUGAUAUGUUUUAUCUAUGCAUCGAAACUAACUUUAUCUUAUCCAGAGGCAGGUACAACUUUGAGUGAAUUAAUCUACCAGUUAGGAAGUAAAACCUCUCCAAAUACCCAGUAAAUAUUAAAAAAGGUUAAAGUUGUUUGAAAGGUUAGUAAAUGUCCAUAAUUAUCUGCCGUUUAGUUGAUGCAUUAUCUUUUGAAGUCUCUUUUUCAUUUUUGAUGAGUUUUUCUUUGAUAUAUUAAAUGUGAUAUCUAAAAACUUUAAUAAUAAACUAUUAAAACAACAUGGCAAGGAUCUUGAAUUACAGUCUUUCACACAUUAUUAUAAGGUAUUUUGUACAAUUAAACAAGGCUUUAAAUAUUUAAUAUAUCAUGUUGUGUCAUCUGAAUGGCAUAAAUAGAGUAUUGAAAUAAAACAGUUUGGUUUAGAAGGCCAACAUUCUCAUCAUGCCCAAAAUACAAGACACUUUUGAAUUGUAGUUAUUCAUCAGUCAUUAGGGCCAGUUUAAUGAAAUAAUAGUUUGAUUUCAGGGUUUGAGAGAAAGUUCUUAAUUGAAAACAUGCCAAUGGUACAACAUAAGAACAAAAUUCUUAUUUCCAUUUCAAAACUUUUAAUCUCUUUUUAACAUGCCUCCAUUGUCUUUUCAAAGUGGUGGCAGUUAAUUAAUUGCAUAAUGUUCAAAGUGUUUUUUGUUUUGUUUUUGUACUAUUAAUGACUUGUUGUUGUU
Limulus polyphemus (Atlantic horseshoe crab) is the source of this 5760-nucleotide messenger RNA. RefSeq names its product protein ABHD16A-like. The transcript has 19 exons. Lineage: Eukaryota; Metazoa; Arthropoda; Merostomata; Xiphosura; Limulidae. The coding region runs from base 74 to 1732 and encodes 552 amino acids. The record is from RefSeq and is a predicted model, not a curated record. Gene Ontology annotation, cellular component: endomembrane system. Gene Ontology annotation, molecular function: monoacylglycerol lipase activity; glycerophospholipase activity. Gene Ontology annotation, biological process: phosphatidylserine catabolic process; monoacylglycerol catabolic process.